Messenger RNA from Nipponia nippon (crested ibis), 1131 nucleotides. NCBI's taxonomy places the organism in Eukaryota, Metazoa, Chordata, Aves, Pelecaniformes, Threskiornithidae. The record is from RefSeq and is a predicted model, not a curated record.
AUGUGCUCUCUCAGCGCAGCCAAUGCCAAGUUCUGUCUUGACUUUUUCAGAGAGCUGAGCAAAAUAAAAAAAAAUGAAAACAUCUUCUUCUCCCCGCUAAGUCUCUCAGCUGCCUUUGGGAUGGUCGUCCUCGGAGCCAGGGGCAACACACUAAAACAGAUUGAGAAGUGCGAAGAAGCUGGAGGAGUCCAUUCCCAGUUCCAGGCUCUGUUAGCUGCAGUCAGUGAACCCAGACCAGGCUGCUCUCUCACCAUUGCCAACAGGCUCUUUGGAGAAAUUACAUAUCCCUUCUUCCAGCAAUACCUGGAUUCCACAAAGAAAUUCUAUCGAGCAGAACUGGAAGCAGUCAAUUUUAAAUACACUGAAGAAGAAGCCAGAGAUAAGAUUAACUUCUGGGUGGAAAAUGAGACAAAAGGUAAAGUCAAAGACCUAUUUGGUACUGGGUUCAUUGAUCCCUCCACUGUACUUGUCCUGGUCAAUGCUAUAUAUUUUAAAGGAAAGUGGGCAGUAGAAUUUAAGAAAGAAGACACUAAAGAAACAUAUUUCCGACUGAACAAGAAUGAGAAAAGGACAGUGCAGAUGAUGUUUCAAGAAGGUUAUUUUAACAUGGCCUUCAUAGAGGAAAUGAAAAUGAAAGUGAUAGAACUCCCAUACUUUAAGAAUGAACUGAGCAUGUUUAUUCUUCUUCCUGAAGUUGUCUGUGAGGACUUUACUGGCCUAGAACAGCUUGAAUGCACCCUCACAUAUGAAAGACUAGCAGGAUGGACCAGCUCGGCUAGAAUGCAACAGCUGAGAGUGAACGUGUACCUGCCCCAGUUCAAGAUGGAGGAAAGUUACGUUCUCAACAAAACUCUCCAGGAGAUGGGAGUGAUGAAUGUUUUUGACUGGGGGAAAGCUGAUUUGUCAGGAAUCUCUAGGAAAGAUGGUUUAGUUGUGUCCAAGGCCAUCCAGAAGUCAUUCGUGGAAGUCAACGAAGAGGGCACUGAAGCAGCUGGUGCCAUGGGACUUGCUGCAGUACCUCUGUGUCACCCAGUUUCUUAUGAGUUUAAAGCUGACCACCCAUUCCUCUUCUUCAUCAGACACAAUCCAACCAACACCAUUCUCUUCUUUGGAAGAUAUUCCUCCCCUUAA